UUUUGUACUUUGCGGUGUUGGACACAUGGGUGGCAGAAACAGCAGAAUGCUAACAGGUCUAAGGCCACUGAUUUUCUUACAACACAGAGAAAAAUAGAAAAUUGUCACAUUUAAGAGUCUGGAAACAGAACGAUAUUUCCCACAGCUGUGCUGGCAGGAGCUAAUUUUUGGUGUUUGCUUUACAUCCAUCGUGUUGGUCUUAGUUUUGGUUCGACUGUUGUAAGUGUAUGCAGCACUAAUACUGUUUAUAUUUGGUUAUUGGAUCAUCAUAAUGAUGGCUUUACUUUUACGCACCAGGCUUUAUGCUUUUUUUUCUUAUGUGCAUUACAAUGUUCGAUGUUCUUACUGUGGUGGUCCAGUACUCCUAAAUGAGUGCAGAUGACAAACUGGAGAAUUUUGGACUUUUUGCAUGUGAACUGACUCAAAUUAGUAAUUUUUCUGCCCAAUUCAGACUAUACUCUGUAGACAUAAGUUUACUUGGGUGCAUUAUUUAUACUACCUGGGACAUUGCAGCCUAUUAGGAGUAAGGGAUAUUGGCGUUGGGUGACACCAAGCUGCCUGAGCUGCCAGGAUGCCCAGACUUGUACAGCGUUCAGCCUUGAAUUUACCUCAGGUUUGGGUUAAGCUGUGUCUGUUGCACACACAGUUCACAGCAGGUCAGAGUGGUUCUAAUGUGCCACCAUCAGGGCUUCACAUUCUCCCCACCUAAUCACCCAUGUCACCCCGUCGAGCUGAUCAGAGGAGUGAGUCAUUUCAGAUGUGUGCGAGACAAAAGCACAGACAAACGUCUUAUCUCCGAGUCUGGGAAGCUCCUAAGUAACUGAGUCGAAACUCUCCAUUUGUUAUGUAAGAUGAAAGGCUUUCUUGCACAGGUACAGCAUCUGUGCGGGCAAAUCUUGCUCACAGACGCUUUUUGACAAACACUUUGGCUGCCUCCAUCAGCAUCCCUCCUGUCCUCUCCAGCACAUAUCCUCCUAAUUCUGCGUCAAAAUGGAUGUCUGUUGUCUUUUUUCUGCCUGCCCAUGUUGAGCUGGGAGAUUAGAGCAAUCAGAUUAGGAGUGCUGCUGACCUGCAGGCAGAGGAGAGAGAGAGAGAGAGAGAGAGAGAGAGUGGGCAGCUAGGAGUUGCUCAGAGCUCUUCUACCUUGCUUAAUGUUUUCCAUCACUUCAGCUUGUUUGUGAAGCCGUUUCUCUGGAUGUCAUACGACUUUUAUAUCGUUUCAUAAGAGGUUGGUCACAGUCUGAUGACCCCUUCCAGGGGUGAAGCUGUGGAGCAAUGAAGACAGGCUCCCAAAUCCGCCUGUUACUGUGGAAGAACUGGACCCUCCGCAAGAGACAGAAGGUCCGCUUCCUGGUUGAGAUCUUCUGGCCAGUGUUGUUAUUCAUUGGUUUAGUGUGGCUGAGGAAGGCAAAUCCUCUGUACCAACAACAUGAAUGUCAUUUCCCCAACAAGGCAAUGCCCUCAGCAGGGAUUCUGCCCUGGAUCCAGGGCAUCUUCUGCAAUGCCAACAACCCCUGCUUCAGAUACCCAACCAGAGGAGAGUCUCCAGGCGUCGUCUCCAACUAUAACAACUCAGUAUUGGCAAGGUUCUAUGCUGAUGUCCAGGAGCUUCUGCUCAAUGAGACGGAGGUCCAGCAGCUCGGUCGUCUUUGGCACGAUGUGUCGUCCUUCUCAAACUUUAUGGAUACGUUACGCAACAACCCAUCUGUGCUGUCAGGCCGUGGCUUGAAGAUAGAUGAUAUUCUGAAGGAUGACGAGGUUCUCACAGCCUUCCUUUUGCGAGAUGCCGGCCUCCCGGAGUCCAUAGUCUACCAGCUUGUCAAUGCAAAAAUCCGACUAGAACAGUUUGCCUUUGGUGUCCCGGACCUGCAGCUGAAAGACAUAGCCUGCAGCCAGGCCCUGCUGGAGCGCUUCAUCAUCUUCCCCAGUCGCAUGGGGCUCCACGGGGUCCGCAACGCCAUGUGUGCCAUGAGCCAGCAAAGGCUGCAGAAGAUAGAGGACAUCCUGUAUGCUAAUCUGGACUUCUUCAAAAUCUUCAAACUGAUGCCUCAGGUUAUGGACAGCAGCUCACAGGGGAUUGACCUGCACUUCUGGGGACAGGUUCUUAAAGCGACGUCGGAGAAGAUCCAAGUUCUGAUGGAGCGGGAGAGCUCUCAGGAGCUCCUGAAGGCCCUCUCCUCUCUGUUUCAAGCCGGGGGUCCCUCCUCAUUCACCCAGCUGAUGUCCAGCGUGUCCAGCCUGUUCUGUGGAUACCCAGAGGGAGGCGGCUCCAGAGUCCUGUCCUUCAACUGGUACGAGGACAACAACUACAAGGUGUUUCUGGGGGUCAAUGGCACCAAGAGCCACAAAUACGUCUAUGACGACUCUGCCACUCCCUUCUGCAACGCCCUGAUGCAAACCCUGGAGUCCAACCCUGUUACAAAAAUUGUGUGGAAUUCAGUCAAGCCCCUGCUGAUGGGAAAGAUCCUGUACACCCCCGACUCCCCUGCCGUCCACAAGAUAUUAAAGAGCGCCAACACAACCUUCGAGGAGCUAGAGAGGUUGAAGAACCUGGCCAAGGCUUGGGAGGAGUUGGGACCACAGCUGUGGACGUUCUUCCACAACAGCGUCCAGAUGAACAUGAUCAGGGACACCCUGAGAAACCCCACAGUGAUGAACUUCAUAGACGAAAGUCUCGGAGACACUAACUUAACCACCAAAGACGUUCUUAACUUCCUGUACAACGGUCCAGAGGACUGGAGGGAGCCGGGCAUGCCCAACUUUGACUGGAGGAACAUUUUUAACGUUUCUGACCAGAUCAUACGCAUGUUCAACCAGUAUGUAGAGUGCAUCAAUCUGGACAAGUUUGUGGCUUACACGGAUGAGUCCCAGAUGAGCCUUCAGGCCUUGUACCUGCUGGAGGAGAACAAGUUCUGGGCCGGCGUGGUCUUCAUGGACAUGUAUCCUUGGACCACAAGUGUACCCCCGCAUGUCAAGUAUAAAAUCCGUAUGGACAUUGAUGCAGUGGAGCGCACCAACAAGAUCAAGGACAGGUACUGGGACCCUGGGCCCAGAGCGGACCCCAUGGAGGACCAGAGGUACAUCUGGGGAGGCUUUGCCUACCUGCAGGACAUGAUCGAACACGGCAUCAUCAAGCUUCACACGGGCAACGACUGGCCGCUCGGGGUCUACAUCCAGCAGAUGCCGUAUCCAUGCUACGUUGAUGACCUCUUCAUGAUCACUCUGAACCGCUGCUUCCCCCUGUUCAUGGUGCUGGCCUGGGUCUACUCUGUGUCCAUGACUGUGAAGAGCAUUGUGCUGGAGAAGGAGCUGCGCCUCAAGGAGACUCUCAAAGCCAUGGGGGUCAACAACGGCGUCAUUUGGUACACGUGUUUCAUCGACUGCUUCAUCAUGAUGACUGCGAGCACGGCGCUGCUCACCUCCAUCAUCAUGGGUGGAAAGGUGCUGAAUUACAGCAACCCUGUCCUCGUCUUCUUCUUCCUGCUGACUUUCACUGUCGCCACCAUCAUGCAGUGUUUCCUGAUGAGUGUUUUCUUCAACAAGGCCAACCUGGCGGCUGCCUGCAGCGGCAUCAUCUACUUCACCCUCUAUCUGCCGCACAUCCUCUGCUUUGCCUGGCAGGACCGCAUCACCAAAAACAUGAAGUUGGCUGCUAGCUUGUUGUCUCAAGUGGCCUUUGGCUUCGGGACAGAGUACCUGUCGCGGUAUGAGGAGCAGGGCUUGGGUCUGCAGUGGGACAACAUUCAGACCAGCCCGUUGGAGAAAGACACCUACUCCUUCCUCACCUCCAUCCUAAUGAUGAUAUUUGAUGCUGUCCUUUAUGCCACCCUGGCCUGGUAUCUGGAUAAUGUUUUCCCAGGACAGUAUGGCAUUGGUCGACCAUUCUAUUUCCCAUUACAGCUAUCAUAUUGGCAAAGUCCUGCGCCUUCAUACACAGAAACGGCGGGUCAAGAUCCUGGGAGACCUGAACCAGACAACGUGCAAAACGAUGUCGAGAGCAGGUGCACACCAGAGAUAUACACCUGUAACGGUUCGGCCAGCAGGAAGACCUGUAAGCACCAAAGUAAGAGGGAUCGACUGGAGAGAGAGAAGGAGCUGCUGAGACAACAGGAGGAAACCCCGAACCAGGAGGACGAGGCUCAGGACUCAGGGGUGGAAGGUCAGGUGUUCUUUGAGGCAGAACCAUCGGGCCUGGUGAUGGGGGUGCAGAUUCAGGACCUGGUGAAGGUGUUUGAUGGGAGCUCACGUCCAGCUGUCAACUGUCUCAACAUCAAUUUCUAUGAGGGCCAGAUCACAUCCUUCUUGGGGCACAACGGGGCUGGAAAAACCACAACUAUGUCCAUCCUGACCGGCCUGUUCCCUCCUACAUCUGGCACCGCCUACAUUAAUGGUAGAGACAUUCGGACCGACAUGGACAUCAUCCGCUCAUCCAUGGGGAUGUGCCCUCAGUACAACAUCCUCUUCAAACACCUUACAGUGGAGGAGCACAUCCUGUUCUACUCACUGCUGAAGGGUCGGACUCAGGCGGAGGCAGAGAGGGAGGUGGAGGACAUGCUGGUGGACCUUGGCCUGCCUCACAAGAGGGAUGAUGAGGCUCAGAACCUCUCAGGUGGUAUGCAGAGGAAACUGUCAGUUGCCAUGGCGUUUGUUGGGGGGUCAAAGGUCGUGAUCUUGGACGAACCCACCUCCGGAGUGGACCCGUAUUCCAGGAGAUCCAUUUGGGACCUGCUGCUGAAAUACAAAGCGGGCCGGACGGUGAUUCUGUCCACUCAUCACAUGGACGAGGCCGACCUGCUGAGUGACCGCAUCGCCAUCAUCUCCAAAGGACAACUGCACUGUUGCGGAUCCCCCCUCUUCCUCAAGAACUGUUUUGGAGUCGGUUUCUAUUUGACCCUUGUGCGCCGGAUGAAGGAUCUCAAGAAGAAAGAGAAUGAUUGCGACUGUGCCUCAGACUGCUCCUGUACCUGCUCCAUCUGCACCAGAUACAAAGAUCAGUCUCAGAACCCGUCCCAGCAUCUAGACAGAGUUCUGGAUGGGGACAUAGACAACAUCAGCAGCCUCAUCCACCACCACGUCCCCGAAGCCAAGCUGAUCGAGGUGAUCGGCCAGGAGCUGACCUAUCUGCUCCCCAAUAAGGGCUUCAAACACCGAGCGUAUGCCAGCCUGUUCAGGGAGCUGGAGGAGACGCUUGCCGACAUGGGCCUCAGCAGCUUCGGCAUCUCCGAUACGUCACUGGAGGAGAUAUUCAUAAAGGUCACUGCAGAUGGAGAAGCACAGAAUAAUGCCACCACUCCCGAACAGUGGAUGUUACAGCAGAGAAAGAACAACGGCAAAAUCGGUGACGAAGAACACAAUGGCACGAUGCAGACUAACGGCAUUGCCCGCGGUGCUUCAGACAGCAGUGCAGGGAAGGGCUCCCGGCAGGUGAAAGGGGCCGCUCUGAUCCUGAAACAGUUCCACGCUCUGCUCGUGAAGAGGUUUCACCAUGCCACACGGAGCCAGAAGGACUUCAUGGCGCAGAUCGUCUUUCCUGCCAGUUUCGUCCUCAUAGCUCUGAUCUUCACCAUGAUCGUCCCUCCGUUUGGAGAGUAUCCGAGUCUGACCCUGAGCCCCUGGAUGUACGGCCAGCAGUUCACCUUCUUCAGCAACGAGCAACCAUUUGACCCCAAAAUGAAGCACUUCAUGGAGCGUUCACUGAACGCUCCGGGUUUGGGCACACGCUGCAUGGAAGGAGAACCACUGGGAAUGCCCUGCGGUAACAGCACGUCAGAGUGGUACCAGCCUGACGUCUCUCCUGUGGCCAGCAACAUCUUACAGAGUCCCGAGUGGAGCCAGAGAAACCCGUCUCCUUCCUGUCAGUGCAGCACCAGUAAGAAGCUCACCAUGAUGCCCGUUUGUCCCGUCGGGGCGGGAGGCCUGCCCCCUCGCCAGCGAAUGGAGGCCACUGGAGACACGUUGCUGGACCUGACGGACAGAAACAUCUCUGACUACCUGGUUAAAACCUACCCCAGUCUCAUCAGGACCAGUUUGAAGAGCAAAUACUGGGUGAAUGAACAGAGGUAUGGAGGUUUGUCGGUGGGAGGACAGCUUCCCAUCCUGGACGUCAAACCCAAAGACAUCCAGGAUGUUUUCCACCAGCUGGGACGAAUGCUCAACAUCACAGCGGGCCGCUACUCCACACUCGCACUGAGGGAGAUUGGUCCUUUCUUACGAUACAUGGAGAGUGAAUUCAAUAUAAAGGUAUGGUACAACAACAAAGGCUGGCACGCCAUGGUGGCCUUCAUGAACGUGGCCAACAACGCCAUUCUGCGGGCCUUCCUCCCUCCGUCCGCCAGACCUGUUGAGUUUGGCAUCACGGCUAUGAACCACCCUCUGAACCUCACCAAAGAGCAGCUUUCUGAAGUCACAGUGUUGACCACUUCAGUGGACGCCGUGGUGGCGAUCUGUGUUAUUUUUGCCAUGUCCUUCAUCCCCGCCAGCUUCGUCCUCUACCUCAUCCAGGAGCGUGUGACCAAGGCCAAACACCUGCAGUUUGUGAGUGGGGUCAGUCCUGUGGUGUACUGGGUGGCCAACUUCUUCUGGGACAUGGUUAACUACUCUGUCAGCACUGCAAUGGUGGUUGGCAUUUUUAUGGCUUUCGACAAAAAAUGUUACACAUCACCAUCCAACCUGCCAGCGCUAAUAGCACUGCUUCUGCUGUAUGGGUGGUCCGUGACGCCCAUGAUGUAUCCCAUGUCCUACAUAUUCAACAUCCCGAGCACCGCAUACGUGUCCCUGUCCUGCAUCAACCUGUUCAUAGGCAUCAACAGCAGUGCCAUCACCUUCAUCCUGGAGCUUUUUGAAAACAACCGGUCUUUGCUGAUGUUCAAUGAGUGGCUGAAGAAAGGCCUGCUGGUGCUCCCUCACUUCUGCCUUGGGCGAGGACUGAUAGACAUGGCCAUGAACCAGGCUGUUACUGAUGUUUAUGCCAGAUUUGGGGAAGAGUACACCAAGGACCCUUUCCGGUGGGACUUUGUGGGGAAAAAUGUUGCUUUCAUGGCAGUGGAAGGCUUUGUCUUCUUUAUUCUCAAUCUUCUGAUCCAGUACCGGUUCUUCUUGGACCACUGGUUUUCAGACCACAAGCAAACUUCGACAGAAGAUGAGGACGAUGACGUGGCAGCAGAGAGGCAGAGGAUUUAUGAGGGAGGGAGCAAGACUGAAGUCCUGCAGAUCAGAGACCUCUCUAAGACGUAUGUGGGCAGGAAGAGGGCAGCUGUGGACCGGAUUUGUGUUGGUGUCCCUGCAGGAGAGUGCUUCGGUCUCCUGGGAGUUAAUGGAGCUGGAAAGACGACGACCUUCAAAAUGCUGACCGGUGACAGUGAUGUUAGCUCUGGGGACGCGACUGUGGCUGGCUACAGCAUCCUGACAGAGAUUCUGGACGUGCACCAGAACAUGGGCUACUGCCCUCAGUUUGAUGCCAUCGACGAGCUCCUUACUGGCAGGGAGCAUCUGUACCUGUACGCUCGUCUCAGAGGGGUACCUGAGUCAGAGAUUCCCAGAGUGGCAGAGUGGGGCAUCCAGAAGCUGGGUCUGACGGAGUAUGCCGGCCGCUGUGCAGGGACCUACAGUGGAGGCAACAAGCGCAAACUCUCCACAGCCAUCGCAAUGAUUGGCUGCCCAGCGCUGGUGCUGCUGGACGAGCCCACGACGGGCAUGGACCCCCACUCGCGACGCUUCCUGUGGAAUGCCAUAAUGAGCGUCAUUCAGGACGGCAGGGCCGUGGUGCUGACAUCACACAGCAUGGAGGAGUGCGAGGCCCUCUGCACUCGACUGGCCAUCAUGGUCAAUGGGACCUUCAAGUGUCUGGGUACCAUCCAGCAUCUCAAAUACAAAUUCGGUGACGGCUACGUAGUUACCAUGAAAAUCAAGGCAGCUAAAGCGGGCUCGUCCCCUGAUCUGGAGCCUGUCGAGAGCUUCAUGGAGAGCAGCUUCCCUGGCUGCGUUCAGAGGGAGAAGCACUACAACACGCUGCAGUACAAGAUCGCCUCCUCCUCCCUUGCUAGGAUAUUUCAACUGGUGGUGGCCAACAAACAGAGACUCAGCAUCGAAGAUUACUCUGUUUCCCAGACAACACUGGACCAGGUGUUUGUCAACUUUGCCAAGCAACAGACAGGUGAGGACGAGGACAUUACGUUACACAGGCGAACAGCAGGAGGAAGGAAAGACAUCAAGAUCUCGCCAGUGCAAAGGAAAACAUGAACCUGUCACCUUCACGGGAAGACGGAUGUAAAGCUGCUAGAUGCCACCUCGGGUUAUGCAGUGAGAAGAAGAGCUGAAAGACUUUUUCCCUCCCACAGUAACUCCACUGACCUCCUCUGAGGAGCUCAGAAAGCUUUUGCAGGUCGGUGGAGUGGCUCAGAGAAACAUUUGCAUCGGUGCCAAGGCGACGCUGUGCUGAGAGGUUUGUCACAACCUGGAUUUAUCUGACACACGGUCCAAUUACUGUUCUCCUGCCGCAAGUCGUGGCGUCAUUGCCUCAGGCUGCCCACUACGCUGAAUUUCAUUGGCUGCCCUCAAAGAAACAGAGGGAUGAUGGCACCGUGCAGUCCGGGGCUGCUAAUGAAUCCUCUGGUGUGGAUCUCUUGCUCCUCUCCCUCCCCAUAUGGUCAUCUGGACGAGGCUGAUGAGUGUGAAUAUUGUCGCUGUGGGAGAGCAAACGAGUCAUACAGUAACAGACCGUGAUGUAUCCCUGUUUGUGUACCGCUGAAUCCCAAAAAGAAAAGCCUCAGAGCACAUGCAAUCGAAUUACUGAAGAAGCUAAAGUGAAGGUUUUUGGGGAGGAUAAGAGAUACUUUAAACUGGGAGGCCGUUAUGACCGUGUGAUGGAAACGUCCUCCCUGACUGAGAGGAGGUUUGAAGUGUGAUCGACAAGUUUGGGGUCGAGUCAGCCGUCAGGUCCUGCCAUACAUCAGUGAACAGCUGUUGCUCUCAUUAUUACACCCCCAUCCCCACCCCCAUCCCCACCCUCACCCCCACCACCACCGGCUGUGGCAAGAACUCAUUCUGUUUGAACUGCUGAAAAUAUUAAUUGUUGACUUCAUUCAGACUCCUUGGCUCUGUAUGUGUUAUUUUGACAACGAUCCAUCACCUCUGUCCGCUAAGUACCUGAAAUGUGAAUUUAAUGAAGUCUGAUGAAAUGUCAGCUCGAUUGUGUUAAUGAAGCCUGAACACACUCGCCAAGCAGAACAGCUACAAAAGUGAAUGUGACCUCUAUAUAUUAUACACGCAAAUAUUACAGUAAUUAGCCAAAAUGAUUAUAUAUUUAGGCUUAAAUUAAUGAUAAACUGCCCAAUUCACGUUGCUGAAACUAACCAAGAGAGGUUCAUUCACACUAUACACUGUGACACUGCAAUAUAGAUUUUACAAAGGAUGAAACAUGAACA
Messenger RNA from Scatophagus argus, 9422 nucleotides. Its product is annotated as retinal-specific phospholipid-transporting ATPase ABCA4-like. NCBI's taxonomy places the organism in Eukaryota, Metazoa, Chordata, Actinopteri, Scatophagidae. Gene Ontology annotation, biological process: lipid transport; transmembrane transport. The transcript is spliced from 51 exons. Gene Ontology annotation, molecular function: ABC-type transporter activity; ATP hydrolysis activity; ATP binding. Gene Ontology annotation, cellular component: membrane; intracellular membrane-bounded organelle. The record is from RefSeq and is a predicted model, not a curated record. Bases 1276 to 8238 code for a protein of 2320 amino acids.